GAGAGAGAGAGAGAGAGAGAGAGAGAGAGAGAGAGAUGGGGAGAGCUCCAUGUUGCGACAAGACAAAGGUGAAGAGAGGUCCUUGGUCUCCCGAGGAAGAUUCAAAGCUUAGAGAUUACAUAGAGAGAUUUGGAAAUGGUGGUAAUUGGAUCUCUCUCCCUCAAAAAGCCGGUUUGAAGAGAUGUGGAAAGAGUUGCAGAUUGAGAUGGCUAAACUAUUUGAGACCGAACAUAAAACAUGGAGAUUUCUCAGAGGACGAAGACAGGAUCAUCUGCAGCCUCUUUUCUGCCAUUGGAAGCAGGUGGUCAAUAAUAGCAGCUCAUCUACCGGGAAGGACAGACAACGACAUCAAGAACUAUUGGAACACCAAGCUCAGGAAGAAACUCAUGGCUGCUUCUUCUUCUUCAUCAGCGGAUUCAAUGGCUUCUUUAUCUCGUCAAAACCCUAAUCCCCAUCACAACGUGAAAAACUCGCCAACGAUCUCGACUUAUCAGCAUCAUCCAUAUGAUCAAACUCAUGACAAGAACCCACCCAAAUCUCAAGUGUCCUCUGAUGGCUUUGACCAGAUAUUGCCCAUUAACCCUGUCAUCAGCGUCAACCCACCAAGUUUCUUGGACAGUAACAUCAACCACUUCGAGGAUAGUACAGCUAGUUUCCUGAUGAACUACUACAACCCCAUGUUUCAUCACUACAACGACGUCAAAGACAACAACAACAACAGCAGUUUGAUCAUGUCAAGCGAUCAGCAGAGCUGUAGUUCCUCAGAGAAUGGAAGCCAACAUCAUGGAAGGAGAGAGAUUCAUGAUGUCAUCAAUCAAGAUCAUCAUCAAGUCGACGUCCAGUGCUUUGGUGGGUACAACGUGACGACUUGCUACGAACACGAACAUGGACAUGAAAACCAGGGUCAGAUUCAAAAGGGAAGAGGGUAUUUCGGGGAAAUCACGGAGAUGGAGAAAGAGUAUUACUGUUACGGGCUUGGGGAUUUGAAGCAAAUGAUUAGCACUAACAUCGGCGGUUCUUCAAGUGGCUUAAGCAACGUAGCUGAGAACAAAAGUUGCCUGCAACAAGACAAGAUGGGUAUGCCCUAUCUCUACUGAUAACCUAAUAGACCCUCUUGUCUUUGUUUGGUUUUUUUAAAUAAUCUGUGACUGACUGUUAGUAACAUCAGUGAGAUUUGAUGGGGUAUGGCUUUGUUUUUGGGAAAAGAGAGAGGGAGAGAGAGAGAGAGAGAGAGAGAGAGAGAGAGAGAGAGAGAGAGAGAGAGAGAGACUAUGAUCAGUUUUAUGGGAUUCUGUGUUUUGUUUGUCUUUUGGACAUUAACGAUGAGAAGGUUUUCUUUCUAGUCGAGAAGGAGAGUGAUGAACUCCUAAAGUAGUUCUACGAGAUAUGUACUUGUUGGUUGAAGAAUGGAAA
Tarenaya hassleriana is the source of this 1413-nucleotide messenger RNA. Its product is annotated as transcription factor RAX1. The coding region runs from base 36 to 1097 and encodes 353 amino acids. The transcript is spliced from 3 exons. Lineage: Eukaryota; Viridiplantae; Streptophyta; Magnoliopsida; Brassicales; Cleomaceae. The record is from RefSeq and is a predicted model, not a curated record.